UAAAAGUGGAAGUGGAAGUGUAAGUGUGUAUGUGUAAUCACCUUCGAUAACCACGUGGCAGGGAAACAUGGCCCUUAGGUGUCGUUACCGGUGGACACGUGGCGUAUCUGGGUUGUUGUUUGUCAUCGUCAUCAUAAGUAGUAUGUUUUUGGUGUGUAGUCCAUCAUCAUCUUUUACUACUACUCCACAACAACAACAUAAUAUAUCGUCCUUCGACUGUACUCAAGGAGUAACAUGUGUGAGUCCUGAUUUGUCUAGCCAUCAUGAGAAAAGCUCCAAAAAAGCAGAUGAUGCUUCACGUCUUAAACGUGCUUUCAGUAUGUUGGAUGCAGGAUUCUUCAAUGACUCGAAGAUGCUUGAAAUCAAGAAGGGUGCCGAAGAGCUCAAUAUUCCUAUUAUGAAAGCGAAUAGGAAAGCAGUCGCUACCAUCAAUGGGGGAUUACGUUACCAUUCUCCAUUAGUUUUUCAUUCCAAGUGGAAACACGAAGAAGCACAGGAUGACACUAAGAGAUUUAGUUAUCCCUCAGCUACUGAUGUUACGAGGCCUAAAAAUGAAGAAGAUAUUGCUUUCAUGUCUAUUCUUGAACUAGGCCACCUUAUAAGAACAAAACAAGUCUCUUCAGUGGAGCUUGUUGAGAUCUUUUUAAAGAGGCUAAAAAGGUACAAUCCAGUGUUGGAAGCGGUUAUUACCAUCACUGAAGAUCUUGCGCACAAGCAGGCAGAACAGGCUGAUCAACUACUUGCACAAGGUGUCGACUUAGGUCCUCUUCAUGGAAUACCAUAUGGGCUAAAGGACAUCAUUUCGGUUCCUGAAUAUAAAACCACUUGGGGUUCGACUACAUUUAAAAAUCAAGUCCUUGACAUCGAGGCUUGGGUUUAUAAAAGGUUGAAGUCUGCAGGGGCAGUUCUGGUGGGGAAACUGGUUACAGGGUCAUUGGCAUAUGAUGAUAUCUGGUUCGGGGGUCGAACCAGAAACCCAUGGAACAUUGAGGAGUUUACUACUGGAUCAUCUGCUGGUCCUGCUGCCUGCACCUCGGCAGGUUUGGUUCCUUUUGCAAUUGGCUCUGAAACAGCUGGUUCAAUAACUUAUCCCGCUGCACGAUGUGGUGUGACUGCAUUAAGGCCAACUUUUGGAGCUGUUGGUCGAACCGGUGUACUGAGCUUGUCUGAGAGCUUGGACAAACUUGGUCCUUUAUGUAGAAGUGCUGUUGAUUGUGCGAUUGUUCUAGACCUAAUACGUGGUAAGGAUCCAGAUGACAUGGCAUCAAGAAAGAUUUUUGUUGAAGACCCGUUUUCUGUGGACAUCACGAAACUUACUGUUGGAUAUCUUGAUGAUGCUGAGAUGGAGGUUGUUGAUGUUCUUAUAUCUAAGGGUGUUAAAAUGGUACCGUUUAAGCUCAAUUAUACUGUCAAAUCUGCUCAAGGUAUAUUAAAUUUCACAAUGGAUGUUGACAUGCUUGCUCACUUUGACAACUGGCAAAGGUCUGGGAAAGACGAUGAGUUUGAGGCCCAAGAUCAGUGGCCGACAGAACUUCAUCGUGCACGCAUCAUACCAGCUGUAGAUUACGUGCAGGCGCAAAGAGCACGUGGAAAGCUAAUUCAAGAAGUAGGGGAUGGUUUUACGGUCGAUGCAUUCGUGGGAAACGUAACAGAUUGGGAAAAAGUUUGUGUCGGUAAUCUUGUUGGGAUGCCAGUAAUGGUUGUUCCUGUUGGUUUUAAAAAGAUCCAGGAUCCACCUACCAAUGACACUCGAAGAAAGACUACUGUGACAACAGGCAUUUAUGCUCCUCCUGACCAUGAUCACAUAGCGCUGGCAUUGACUAUGGCAUACCAAAGUGUCACCAAUCAUCAUAAACAGCGACCACCUAUAGACAAUCUUGGUCCAGAUGAUGCGAUCCCAAAUCCACCCAAGGCAAUGAUUCCUCCAAGGAUUCUUAAAGGUUAAUGUAUCAUAUUCUGUGUGUCUAUUCCUUUGUGCUUGUUGUAGCGGGGAGUUUAGCUUUGUUGCUACAUGUCCCAUAUCUAGGUCUCUUUUGAUGCUAUAUGUAUCUAUAUCUAUAUCUAUAUUGGUAGUUCGAUACUCAUUUAUGAAGCAUUUGAAGGUUCUCUUAGAUUUUGAAUUUUUAAGAACACUAAA
Messenger RNA from Erigeron canadensis, 2137 nucleotides. Its product is annotated as glutamyl-tRNA(Gln) amidotransferase subunit A. The record is from RefSeq and is a predicted model, not a curated record. The transcript is spliced from 11 exons. NCBI's taxonomy places the organism in Eukaryota, Viridiplantae, Streptophyta, Magnoliopsida, Asterales, Asteraceae. Gene Ontology annotation, molecular function: catalytic activity. Bases 68 to 1945 code for a protein of 625 amino acids.